This is a messenger RNA of Acanthamoeba castellanii str. Neff, 1956 nucleotides long. RefSeq lists its product as uncharacterized. The transcript has 11 exons. The record is from RefSeq and is a predicted model, not a curated record. NCBI's taxonomy places the organism in Eukaryota, Discosea, Longamoebia, Acanthamoebidae. The annotation marks the transcript as partial.
GAAUCCCGCUGCUUCCACGAGCGGUGCAACGCCUGGUGGCCCUGGCAUGCCUCCUGGAGGUCCACAAGACUGGAAGACCAAGAUUUCCAUGGAGGAUCGUCGUCGCCUCAUCCAGAAAAUUGUGGGCGUGCUGCGGGAAUGCGUGACAGAGGGCUCGAACACGGACGAUGCCAGCCAAGCGCGCCUCACCUCGCUGGCUGCGCGAUUCGAGGACAACGUAUACCGGUCCGCCAAGACGAACGAGGAGUACUUCCACCAGAUCGCCAACAAGAUGUACAACCUCAAACGCAAGAAGGCCGUGCCCGGCGGCGACCUCGCCAAGGCGGGCGCCAGCGCCGCUGCACCGCCGCCGCAAGGCGUGCCCAUCGGUCGGCCCACUGCACCCAACCAGCAGCCGGGGGCGAUCGGGGGCCAGGCUGGAGCGGGACACAUGCGACCCGCCGGCCCGUCGAUGGGCAUGCCUGGCGUCCAGCCGGGCGCUGGGCCUGGCGGCGGCAUGGCCAACCCGCAUGGCGCCAUGGCCGCGGGACCCGUCGGAGUGCCGGGCAACGCUGGCGUGCCAGCCAAGCCGCCGGGGAUGCAGGCUGGUGCGGGGGCGCCCAUGGGCAUGAAGCCCGCCGGCGGAGUGGUCAACCAGGCGCAUCGCCCCGCUCACAUGAUACAGCAGCAGCAGCAACAAAUGCAGCAGCAGCAGCAACACCUUCAACAGCAGCAGCAACAACAGCAACAGAUGCAACAGCAGCAGCAGCACCUGCAGCAGCAGAUGCAGCAGCAGCAGAUCCAGCAACAACGGCAGGAACUACAGCAGCAACAACUGCAGCAGCAGCAACAAAUGCAGCAAAUUCAACAGCAGCAGCAACAGCAGCAGCAACUCCAACAGCAGCAACUCCAACAGCAGCAGCAGCAGCAGCACCAACAACAAUUGCAGCAGCAGCAGCACCACAGCAGCAGCAAAAGCAGCAGCACCUCCAGCAGCAGCAGCUUCAAGACAAGAGCGAACUGGAGAGGGCCUACUGGGACAAGGUCAAGCUCAUGCAGAACUACAUCCGGCCCAUGUCCACCAUGCUCCGACAGAUCGAGCGACUGCUGGAGAACUACGCCGGCGACAAGGCCAAGCAGGAAAAUCUGAAGGCCAUCAACAAGAAGAUGGUGUGCAUCUACAAGCUGCUCCACCAGCAGACGUCGCAGCCGCCCAACCUGCAGCAGUCCCUCGAAGUCCUCGACGCCGCCGAGCGCCAGAUCAAGCACUGGCUCCAGCAGCUCCAGAUCAAGGACGCCAAGCCCGCACAGCCACAGCAGCCACAGCAGCCGCCGCAGCCGCAACAGAAUGCCGUGGCACAGCCCCAGCAGCCGGGCGCGUCAUGGAACCCGCAGCAGGCCGCCUGGCAGCAGCAGCAGCAACAGCAGCAAAUGCACCCCGGCCAGACCCAAUCGCCGCCCGCCAUGCACCCACAAGUCGCGGCCGGGUUCGCCCUCGGACCGGGCGGACCUGGGCAGGCCAAGCCGCUGUCGCCAGCGGUGCGCACGACGCCCAGCCCGCCGUCCAUCACCACCCCGCCCGCCGGUGUUGCCAAGCAACCGUUGCCCCACGCCACCGCCGAGUCCUCGGCCGCGCCGUCCGCUGCAGCCCCGCUCCCACCGAUGGCCAAGCCGCAGAAGAGCACCUUCCAGCGCUUCGUGGAGACGGUGAAGGCCAUGGACUCGGCUUCGCCGCAGGUGCUCCAGCAGGCGGCCCACGCCUUCUCCACCUCCCUCGAGCACGUCACGCGCGGCUCCUGCCCCGCCUCGCUCUUUGAGGCCAACCUGCCCGACGUCGCGGAGGACGCCGCCAGCGGCCCCUUUUGGUUCCUGGAGGACGGCGAUGCAAAGCUGCAACGCGCCGCCAAGCGAAGAAGGGUGCAGGGAGGCGGCUCGGAGAAGAGCGAAUUCCCUGUUCUGCUCACUUCCCACGAGUGA